This is a messenger RNA of Marmota monax (woodchuck), 15705 nucleotides long. It is a transcript of the gene Has3, whose product is annotated as hyaluronan synthase 3. The record is from RefSeq and is a predicted model, not a curated record. Gene Ontology annotation, biological process: hyaluronan biosynthetic process; extracellular matrix assembly. The coding region runs from base 13998 to 15659 and encodes 553 amino acids. NCBI's taxonomy places the organism in Eukaryota, Metazoa, Chordata, Mammalia, Rodentia, Sciuridae. Gene Ontology annotation, molecular function: hyaluronan synthase activity. The transcript is spliced from 4 exons.
GAACUGCAAGGGCCCAGGACACAUGGCAAGAAAUUUCCCUGCACAGUGGAGCCUGUGAGGCGUGUCUUUCCACCUGCUUCCCCUCAUCUCUUCUCCCUCAGAAGCUGCUUUCUUCCUGGUGCCCUCUCUCCACAUCUACCAUUGAGUUUCUCCUGGACAUCACCUUCAUCCCCUCCCUUAUCCAGUGGCUAGACACUUGCACUCCCUGUAGCACCCACUUGGUCUUUUGCUUGACCUGUCUCUCUUCCUAUCCCGUCUUUCCCUUCCUGGUCUCUUCCUCCUCAUUCCUCACCCCCUGUCCAUACCCUUGACCUACAACUGAAUGCACUGUGACAAGAGACAUGCAUGGGCCUAAAGCAGUGCCUUAGCCAAGCCCCAGGCUUCUGCCCAGGAAUUGCCUGCUUGUUCAGGUUAGCCUUUCUGAACAUUCUAGAAAUCUUCCCUUCUCUGCGUUGUUUUUCUUUCUUCUUGGAAUAAAUUUGCCCUUCUACGAGUCCUUAGUUAUUUAAUCAGCAGUCUUGCUUUGCUCCUUAUCAUACCUCCACACAGUUUUCCACAUUUCCUGAUAUCCUCCUGUCUUUCCUCUGCUGCAUAUGUUAAUCUCUCUCUUAUUCCUUUACUUUACUAUGGCUCUGCUCACCCAUCCACAUAUAAAGCCAAGGUGCCAAGGACUAGGGCCGGGGGAAGCAAAUCACAACAACAGCAACCUGUUGAUUAUCUAUUAUGUGCCGGAUGCUGCACCACACACCAAGAGCACAGCAGUGACCAAAACAGACAAAUCCUUACCCUCAGGAAGCUUGCAGUUACUGCAGUGGAAGGAGAUAGACAACAAAUAGGAUCAGUGAAAUGAUUAGAAGGUUGAAUGGUGUGAGAGAUGCUAUACAGUAAGGCCAUCUGCCCUCAAGAAGGCAGAUGGGAAGCAGGGAGUCAGAGAAGAGGGGAGCUGAGAUCAUAGGAAGUCAUCCUCAGAUGGCCUUGAUGAGAAGUUGAUAAGUGAGUAAAGGUGGGAAGAAGCACCCCCAGAGACAGCUGGGGACAGGAAUUCCAGGUAAAGGGCCCAGAGGUGAGGGUUGGGGGAAGAGCCUCAACUCAAGGUGAGGAGAGCAGAAGGGGCAAGGAGGUAAGGAAGGUGAUGACUCUGAGCAAGGGGACAGGUGCAGAACUUUUCUACCUGAAGUCCCUUCAGCUUGUUUUUGGAAAGUGCUUUCAAGCCAAGGUUAUAAUUGCUAUAAAAAAAAAAAUAGAAACUACAAGGCUGGGGCUGGGGCUGUAGCUCAGCAGUAGAGCGCUUGCCUAGCAUGCAUGAGGCACUGGAUUCGAUCCUCAGCACCACAUAAAAAUAAACAAAUAAAAAAAGGCAUUCUGUCCAUCUACAACUACAAAAAAAUUUUUUAAAUAGAAAAUACAUAUUACUACACAUAGCCACUCUUUUCUUCCCUUCAAUCAAAAGCAGCCAGCCCCAUCCCUCCUCACCCCCCUACAGCCCCAGCUUGGCUUCAGUUGCUCUGUGUUGUCCCAGUUCCUCUUCUUUGGCAGCAAAAAGAAAGAGGAAAGCAAGUGUGUGGAUCUACUCUUGGUCCACCCACCCGUCCCGUUCUCUGUCUGAGAGGGUGACUGUAUGAAGCAUCGCCUGCCACCUGCUUGUGACUCUCUAGCAGUUUGCCGCAGUGAAGGAUGGCUGCCACCUGGGAGAGUUGAUCAAUUCAUAGGAAUAAGUUGGGAAUGAUCCAUCUGACCUGUACAAAACCAGGUAGGCUUCUGCAGUUUGGAUUUUUACAGAAAUCCAAACUCUCAGCUGGGGAGAAUAAGAAACAGCAGCUGAGUGCCAGGGUGGGCUGUGAAAGCUGGCCAUUCUUCCCUGACCAUGGUCUCCUUCCCAAAUCUGUAACUCUAGCUCCCUCCCGCCAACAAAAACCUUAACCUCCAAGAGCUUCUCCAACAGCAGGUCUGCAGCCUCUGUCCUGCUGCAGUCACAUGCAGCUGCUGCCUGAAAUACAGAGCACCGCUGGCUUCAUGCGCCACUCUGCUUGGAAUUGAAUCUCCACUUGGGGGUUGGGAAUUUGGGGUUCUUACAGUAAUCGCUGCUGCCUCUUUGCUGGUCAGCUCAGGGCUGUACUGCGCACAUGUGCUGGCAAGGGAAGAGGGAAUGCAGACCCUCAUACAGGCCCUGGGAGGGGCUUUGCUCACUUGGUAUUGGAAAGAUCAUCCCUGUCUCUCCCAUAGUUCUUCAAUAGUGACUUAGUAGGUUUGUGCUGCCUGAGGCCUCAGCUUUUGUGCUCCUUCUCCUGGUGAACCUCCAUGGCCCCCCUUGAAUACAAAGUAGCAAUAUCAGUUAGUCUGUGUUUCCUUUAGUUUGGAAAUUCAUUUCCUAUCCAGAGCUUAUCUGAUGCUCACAACCAUCUUGUUGAACAGAGAAGCAAAUUAUUGUUUUCCCCUUUUGGUGGGAUUUGGCACCAAGUUGCCUGAGUCUUAGCCAGGCAAGGUAAUGCAUGCCUGUAAUUCCAGUAACUCGGGAGGUUGAUGCAGGAGGAUCUCAAGUUCAAGACCAGCCUCAGCAACUUAAGUUGCUUAAGGUGAGACCUUAAGCAACUUAAGCAGACCCUGCCGCAAAAUAAAAAAUAAAAACAUCUGAGAAUGUAGCUCAAUGGCAAAGCAUCCCUGGGUUCAUUUCAUAGUAUCAAAAAAAAAAAAAAAGAAGUUCCCUCAAUUUCAUCUCCACUCUUACCCCAGGAUUAUCACUAACAGACUGGUGGCAUGAUCCCUGCAGAUCUUUAUUAGUUACCAUAUUUUGCCAUUAUAAAUAAUGACAUUUAUAUGUAUAUGUGUAAAUAUAUGUAUAUAUAUUUUAGUCAUCUAUCUUGGAAAUACUCCUCAGUACUUACAGAUCCCUUCUUUUGCAGUGGUGGCAUGUCUUCCAUUGUUUGGGUGAACUGCAACUUGGUUAAUUAUUUGUCUAUGGAUGGUCAGUUGUUUCUAAUUUCCAAUGAUUCUCGAACAUAAUUUUGCAUAGGUAAGUGUUUCAAUGCAAUAAGGCCCAGGAGGUUGGAAAGCUGGAUCAAACAGGCCUGAACAUUUUAAAUAUUAGUACCAAAACAUCCCCCAAAAUGUCUGUGCUGAUCUACAUUCCCCCCCCCCCAGCCUCAGCUGACAUUGCUUUAAUACCCACAAAAUGCACUGGGGAUGUAGCUCAGUGAUAGAGUGUGUGCCUAGCAUGUGUUAGGCCCUGGGUUCAAACCCUAGUUGGGUAACACACACACACACACACACACACACACACACACUGAAAUGUGAGCUCAGUCUCCAAAACAAAGUACUGACACAUUCUCCAAAUAAUUCAGAAUCAGGAAAUUUCCAGAAACUGGAGUGUUCUGUGUACCCAAACCACCAACAUGGGCACACUAGCAUGUUUUACAAGUACAUUUAUCAGCAGCAGUCUGUCCCAGCUUUGGCUUACAAGUACGCACCCAGGGAGAAAUCCUAAAACUCCAUAGGUCUAUUAAAAAGGGCUUUUUACCAGAACUAAUACUCUGUUGUGAGUGUGUAGGAUAUGCCUUUUGGUGGGGUUUGGAGUGUUCCAGCAGAGUGACCAUAUUUCCUAAAUUUUCAAGGACAUAAGGUCUGAUGGCCCCUCAGAGUAUUGUAUUUAUCUUUUAAACCCCAGGAAGAACAGUGGUUGUGGCUCCUCAUCCUUGUAUGUAGUAAUCCUGAUUGUAGUUACCCCUGUAGAGAACUUAGUAUGCACUUCAGUGCACUCAACACAUAUUAGCCCUCUUAAUCCUCAUGGAUGGGCCUUCAAGAUGGGUAUUAUGGUUUCACAGAUGGGAAAACUGAGGCACGCAAAGAUCUAAUUACUUGUCCUGGGUUACAUAGCUAGUAAGAAGUAGCCGAACUAGUACUUGGACCCAAGCAGUCUGACUCCAAAAGCUGUGCUUUUAACCACUGGGCUUUGCUACUACCCAAUAGAUACUCUGUUUCCAAAUUGCAAACAUCUGUUCUUAGUGGAAGUGAGAAUAAAGAAAGCAGUAAUCUGCUUGUUUACAUGGACCACCUAUGUCAAGGUAUGUUAACCCUCAAUUCCCUCAAAAUAGUGUUCUUAGAGGCUGGGGUUAUAGCUCAGUGGUAGAGUGCUUGCCUCGCACAUGUGAAGCACUGGGUUCAAUCCUCAGCGCCACAUAAAAAUAAAUAAAAACAUUGUGUCCAUCUUUAAAAAAAAUAGUGUUCUUACAUCAGACACUGAGUCAAAUACAUAUUGUGUUUGACCUUAUAGUUUGCCCAGAAGCCAGAAACCAGGUUUAUUAUAGUUCUCCAGACCACCUGCUCCUUUACUUUGGUGACUUUUUUCUUCUUCCAUGGGGUGGUCAAAAUGACAGAGAUCUAAAACGGACUUCCUGAAAACAGGAGAGGCAGAGAGCCAUGUCUCUCUCAAGUGUGCAACUUAGAGAAUGUUGCAAGUUUCCCCAUGACCUCCAACAGAAGCCCAGAAAAGUCCUUUCUGAAGGUCGUUGUUUUAGCCCUUUCAUCUUUAGUUCUCAGAUUUUAUUUUCAGAAUUACAAUGAAUUAUUUUUCUUUACUUUUUAUUUUUCUCCUUUUUUUUUUUUUUCUUUUGGUGCUAAGCAUCCAACCCAGGGUCUUGCACGUGCUAGGCAAGUCCUCCACCACAGAGCUAAAUUCACAGCCUCACAAUGCAUCAUUUUUAACUGUUAUCCACUGAAAUAGGUUCAAAUCAUAUAUACAUUAAUAUCUCCCUUCUCAUACAAUUUCUUUAGAGCAAAAAAAAAUAUGCUAGAUGAAUGACCCUCCUUUUGGAGAAGGGAAAAGUAAGAUCCAAAAAGGUGAGGCAUGAGUUCAGCCGAGUAGAGAAACUUCUUCCUUCAUUCUCUAGAUCAUGAUAUGAAUCACUCUGCUGGAUCCUGAGCUACUGUGGGGGCUGGUGGGAGUUAUUUCAGAAGAGGGAAGUUUGCAGAGCAGCCAUGAAGCAUAGGAGUACUUCUCCAUGGAAGACUAGGAAAGCAGCUGGGCCUCUAAGAGGUUUGUUAAAUGAUGUAAGAUUUCAUCUUCACUGUCUGCCAUAAGAGCUGGAGCCAGCUUGGAACAGUGCAGCACAGGUAGCACCCAGUGCUAAGAAGAACAAAGCCACCUACUCUGUACUUCCGUAGUCUCUAGAACAAACCCCCCACCCAACCUUUAUUUGACCACAUACCACUUUCAAAACUUCAAAACGCAUGGCUACUGUAUGAAUCCUAGAGCAAAGCCAGACUGAAAGUAGGCUUCUUCACUAGGAGAGGGAAUGGCGAUUUUUUCAGGAGCUGGGUGGGGUGAACCCACAGAAGGGUACUAUUCAGAGAUUUCAAAAAACGAGGCUCUAGCAUCAGUCAUAUAGGUCACAGGAAAGUCUUCUCAGGGAUUCUUUUUUAUUUAUUUAUUUUUUAGUUCUCGGCAGACACAACAUCUUUGUUUGUAUGUGAUGCUGAGGAUCGAACCCGGGCCGCAUGCAUGCCAGGCGAGCACGCUACCGCUUGAGCCACAUCCCCAGCCCUUCUCAGGGAUUCUGUUCCCCAGAAUAAAGCUGCUCAGGUCCCCUAUGAGCCUCUAGAGACUUUCCCCAUUUUGGGUGGUGGAAUGAUCACCAAAGUAUAGAAGUUUGCGAUUUAGAUGACAAAAGCUAAUCCAAGGUGUUUUGGCAACUGUCCUCCCCUUGCCAAGGGCUGGCAGGGACACACACACACACUCACACACUCACACCCACUGGUUCUCCUAGAAGACAGUAGACACACCUUUGCCAGUGAAAAGGUUGUUGAGCUGGGGACUGGCCUUGCCCAUCUGGUCCUGCUCUCCUCUGUGUUUCUCCCUGGCUUUCAUUCCUAAUUUCCAGUUCAAAUCCACAUCCAUUCUCUUUUUACUUUCUUUCUUCUGGCUUGAUAGCUCAUUUGUUCAGCGUUAAAUUAUUUUUUUGUGGUGGAGGGGCGGUAUGGGGCAUUGAACCCAGGGAUACUCAACCACUGAGCCACAUCCCCAGCCCUAUUUUGUAUUUUAUUUAGAGACAGGGUCUCAUUGAGUUGCUUAGCACCUCGCUUUUGCUGAGGCUGGCUUUGAACUGGCAAUCCUCCUGUCUCAGCCUCCCAAACUGCUGGGAUUACAGGCAUGUGUCACUGAGCUUGGCUACAGUAUGAACUUUUUUUUUUUUUUAAUUAUAGUUAGACACAAUAUUUUUAUUUAUUUUUAUGUGGUGCUGAGGAUAGAACCCAGCACCCUGCACGGGCUAGGUGAGUGCUCCACCACUGAGCUACAACCCCAGCCUCCAGUGUUAAAUAUUCUUAAAGUCAGUUAAUUCAAACAGGUGCCUACACUAGGAGCAGCAGUGCCAGAGAAAAAUAGGUAAAAACUCUUCUUCCACGCUCUAGGUCUCACCACCUGACUAGCUGGCUCUCUGCUGGCCUGUCUGUGCCAGAAAUGUACUUGCAAAUCUCAGAUAAGGAAAACCCUGGGGAUGUGUUCUUAACACUGGAUGCAUAAUAGAAUUGCCUGGGGAAAUGUAAAAUAUUCAAGCCUGGGGCCCACCCCCAGCAAUUCCAAGCAAAUUGAUAUGAGAGGGGUUCUAGGCAUUUGGUGGUUUGUGUGGUUUUUGUUUUUUGUUUUAAUAUUUACUUUUUAGUUGUAGUUGAACACAAUAUCUUUUUAUUUAUUUACAUGUGGUGCUAAGGAUUGAACCCAAUGCCUCGCACAUGCUAGGUGAACGCUCUACUGCUGAGCUACAACCCCACCUGCAUUUGAUGUUUUUUAAAAAGCUUCCCAGGUUUUAAAAGUCUAAUGCCACCAUUAGCUAGACUGAGAAUCACUGCAUUGGCUUAUGUGUGUUAUCCUAGCUCCCCCAAAUCUGCUAAAAAUAGAACACAUGUUGGGGUGAGGGUCCUCUCUGCACUUGGGUAACUGAGUGUGCAUAUGUGUACUUGUCAUCAUAGUGAAUUAUGUGCUUGUGUGGGUGUGGAAAGGCACGUGGGUACUUGCAUGGGGUAGGUUUACAACACACAUAAGCCAAUGGAGUCUGUCCCUAUCCUUAGUUCUUCUUUGAUGUUUAUAUGGGUCUGGGGCUUUAGUUCAGAAGUAGGACCACUUUCCUAGCAUGUUCCAUGCCCAGGUCUAGUCCUAGCACUGAAAAAAAAAAUGCUUUUAAGGAGAGUCCAGCUUAGUGAUUAAUGAUGUCUUUAAUCAAGAAAGAAAACAGAGCUGUGUACUGUGGCACAAGCCUGUAAUCCCUGCAAUUUGGGAGACAGAAGCAGAAGAAUUGCAAGUUCAAAGCUAGCCUCAGCAACUUAGUGAGGCCUUAAGCAACUCAGCAAGAACCUGCCUCUAAAUAAAAUAUUAAAAAGGGCUGGGGAUGUGGCUCAGUGGUUAAGUACCCCUGGGGUUCAAACCCUGGUACCAGAAAAACAUUUGCUUUAAAAUUAAAAGUUCUGAAGGUCUGGGGAUAUAGCUCAGUUGUUAAGUUGUUUAUUUAGUUUUUUUGUGGUGCUGGGUAUCAAACCUAGUACCUCAUGCAUGCUAGGCAAAAGCUCUACCACUGAGCCACAAUCCCAGCCCCACUCCUUUUUAAGUUGUAGAUGGACACAAUACCUUUAUUUUGUUUGUUUAGUUUUUUUGUGUGGUGCUGGGGAUCCAAUACAGUGCCUCAGUUGUUAAGUUGUUAAUUGUUCCUUGGUUCAAUCCUUGGAACCAAAAAAGAAAAAAGAAGAAGACAGAAAGCAAAAGUACCAGCACAUUUAAGAACUGUGGUUGGGGUGCAGCAUGGUGGUGCAUACCCAGCAGCUUGGGAGGCUGAGGCAGGAGGAUUACAAGUUCAAAGCCAGCUUCAGCAAUUUAGCAAGACCCUAAUCAAUUUAUCGAGAUCUUGUCUCAAAAUAAAAAAUAAAAAGGGCUGGGGAUAUGGCUCCGUGGUUGAGCACCACUGGGUUCAAUCCCCAGUACCAAAAACCAAACAAACAAAAACUGUGGUUGAUAUGAGCUGGUGUGGUGGUACAGGCCUAUAAUCCCAUCAACUUGGGUUGCUCAGACAGGAGGAUCAAAAGUUCAAAGCCAGUCUCAGCAAUGUAUUAAGGCCCUAAACAACUUAGCAAGACUUUACCUCAAAAUAAAAAAUAAAAAGGGCUGGGGAUGUAACUCAGUGUUAAAGUGCAACUGGGUUCAAUUUCUAAUACCAAAAAAUUUAUGACUGAUGUCUUUUAUAACAGGAGGCAAAUGAAAUUGGAACAUUAGUUUAAGAGAUUUGUUCCUCUUCUACUGAUCUGGAAACUUGGGCUGUAGAUUAGAAUUGUGUUCCUCCAAGGUCUGGGGGAAAUGUGUGUGCACUUGGGUAACUGAGUGUGCAUAUGUGUACUUGUCAUCAUAGUGAAUUAUGUGCUUGUGUGGGUGUGGAAAGGCAUGUGGGUACUUGCAUGGGGUAGGUUUACAACACCCAGAGGAAAGAGGUUCUUUGGGACUUCCUUGGGCUGGAGGCCACUACCUCUGACAUCAUCAUUCUUGGAAAUACUUUCUUUAGGGAAAUUAUCCUUUUAGAGUAUUCAUCAGUCCUCUAUUUAACAUGCCCCUUCUCCCUUAUCAAGGAUCAUGGUGGUCCUGAAUGAGGAGGGCAGUGGGGGGGCUGCAGGCAGCAGGGGUAUGCCAGCCAAGCCAUGUGCCUUUUUAUAAUCCAUCCAAAGGUGCUGAAGGAGCUGGCAGAGCUCUGUGUGUGCCCUUUCCCCUACUAAAUUCUCUUAAAAGAUCAGUGUGAGGGAUAUCAAUGAAGACAACCACCAUCUCAUAUCCUGAUCCUCCCAACUUCAUUCACUGCUUUUGUCACAGUUUGAGGUUGCCAACAUUUUUCACACAAAACCAUAUGUCAUGUAGGUUGCAUCCCACCCAACCCCAGCUUGGAAGGAAAUUUUGUAAACUCAGAUUUGGACCAUUUAAAAUACAUUAUUAUUACAAAAAUAUGCUUAGUAAUGGAAAAUUCAGAGAAUACAAGAAAAAAGCUAAAAAAAAAAAAAAAAAAAAAACAAUUGUCCAGCUACCAGAUCUUAAUAUACUAUCAAACCUAAUAAUAUGCCAGGUAUGGUGGUACACACCUGUAAUCCCAGUGACUUGGGAGACUGGGGCUAGGUCACAAGUUUGAGGUCAGCCUUAGCAAUGAUUGAGGCCCUGUCUCAAAAUAAAAAAUAAAAAGGACUGGAGUUGUAACUCAGUGGUAAAGCGCCCUGGGGUUCAAUUCUCCAUACCAAAAAGAAAAAAAAUUUCCCAACAACUUAAUAAUAUAAUAUUAAGCCUGAUCUUUUGUAUGUGUGUAUGUGGGUGGGGGAACACUGAGAUUGAACCUAGGGCCUUGAACAUUCUAGGCAAGUGCCCUACCAUCUAGCUGUAUUCCAGCCUUAAAAAACAAAACUUUAUUUUGAGACAGGGUAUUCAUAAAUCGCCAAGACUGGACUUGAACUUGCAAUCCUCCUCCUUUAGCCUCUGGAGUUGCUGAGAUGACAGAUAUACACCAUUGCACCAGGCCUAAACCUUAAUAUUUGGGGAGAACUUCUCUUCUGCCUUUUAAUUCAUGAGAUUUUUUUUUUCAAUACUGGGGAUCAAACCCAGGACCCUCAUGCACACUAGGAAAGUGCUCUACCACUGAGUUCUGUUUUCAGUUCUAAUUCACAGGAUUUUAAAGAAAACAACAGAAAUGUAUAUACAACUGUUAAUAUACAACAAUUUUGUUCAUUCAUAUCAACAAUUUUGCAUCCUGUAUAUUACUUAGCUAUACAUCAUAAGUGUUUUGGCAUAUUCUUAUAUUUUCUUCAUGAGCAUAAUUUCUAGUAACUCCAAAGUAUUUCAUCAGGAAGGUACAUUGUGGUUGACAAUUGCCUUCUGGAUUUUUUUUUUCCACAUUUACCUAGGGAAGAAGAGAAGGGGAAGAUGGCUGAGAGUUUUUCCUGUUUAGAAUUCCAAGAAGAGCACCCUAAGUUUGUUUUUUGUUUGGAGCUACAUCCCCAGCCCUUUUUAUUUUGAGACAGAUCUAAGUUGCUUAGGGCCUUGCUAAAUUGCUGAGGCUGGCCUCAAACUUGCGCUCCUCUUACCUCAGCCUCUGGAAUUGCUGGAAUUACAGGGGUGUACCACCAUUCCCAGCCCCAGGUCUGGUUUGAUAUUUGGUUAUCAAUCUGGUGUGCCUUCUAGUCUUGACCUUCAGGGCAGAUUAAAGAGCCUGGCCCCUUAGUAGGGGCUGACCACUCCACUUCCACCUCCCCUUGAUUUGAAAUGAUAAAGAUUCUCUCAUCAAAGGACAGAGGAGCUGAAGUUAAAAUCUAACCACUAUAACUGUAGUACAGAUAAGUCCUCAAGAUUGCUUCUUCAAACAGAGCACCUAGAAAUGGGUACAGAUUGCAGAGUACUUGUCAGUAAAAGGAGAAAGUAUUGAAAGUAAAACUUUGUUCGUCAAAGCUGCUUUGCUGUAGUCAAGACACAAUCUUUCCACUUUGAAUUAUGUAUUAACUACUGUUGCAGAGAAAGCCCUUAGUCAGUGGAGGGAACAUAAACUGCUACUAUAUGGAAACCAUGUUAUGUAUGUGGGAUUUUUUUUUGUGUGUGUGUGUGUGUUUUUUUUUUAAUCAGGCUCUCUCUAUAUUGCCCAAGCUGGCUCUGAACUCCUGGGCUCAAAGGAUCCUCCUGCCUUAGCCUCCCUAGUUACUCAUGUCACUUUGGAAGCCAUUUUUAAACCUAUCUUCAUUAGCUUUAAAAGGUUUUUAUGGUGAUCAGGAUGAAACCUGGAGGGAUUGUGGAAGCCUGGGUGGCUUGGCUGCUAGCUCUCAUUCAGUUUUGCUUUGCUAGAAAUUGUGGGCUGAAUGCCAGGGAGGAGCACUGAAGCUUGAGGUCAGAGGGUGAGAGGAGUCCAAGGAACCACAAUCCCUCCUCCCUCCCUCCCUCCCUCAAGUCCCUUACUAGGAGGCCAGCAGAGUGGAACUGUAGGCUUGAGGGAGUAUCUGGUUACUGGCAAUGUUACAAAAUUCAAGCCCCUAUGUGACACAAAGAGAUGGAAUGGCCGACUCCUAGUGCAAGGUAUUUGAGUCGUGAGUUUGGAUUUGAAAAUUAGUUGAAAGGUGAAAUAUUUGUUUGUAGAGCUGCAGUUAUCUCAUACCCUCCACAGCUUUGAGAAAGUCCCCUUCAGCUCUCCACGCUGCAUAAACUUUCCUCUUGAUUCUACUUCUGCAUACCUUUCAUUGUACACACACAGUGGUCGACACAGCCAGCCCUCAUCAUCACCUACUGAAGGCAGCAUCCACAAGUGUCAUCAAAGCCCUUUCUCAGCUUUGGUUGGCUUAUCUGCCUCUUAAUUUCCUAUGUAUCUAGUCCUCACCCCAAAAUAUUAUUGGCCCAGCCUGCCCCAUACAGCACUUGUGACCUAUCAUUACUUUGCUCAGUCAUAACCUACCCAAUAAAAUCCAAACUCCUUGUUUGGUCACUGUGCCCACAAUCUGUCCUAGUAUCCUCUUCCUCAGAGCAGCAAGAAGUCAUUAUUUGCCACAGUUGGAAGUCUUUGGUUUAAAUUUCUUGUUUCAUCCAGGCUCUGCUGUCCUUCAAAUACACCUUGCCAGCUGGGUGUGGUGGUGCACACCUGUAAUCCCAGUGAUUCAGUUGGCUGAGGCAGGAGGAUCACAAAUUUGAGGCCAGCCUCAGCAAAUUAGUGUGAGACCCAUGAGCAACUUAGCAAGACCUUGUCUCAAAAAAAAAAAAGGGGCUGGAAUGUAGCUUGGUGAUAAAGUGCCCCUCGGUUCAAUGCCCAGUACCAAAAACAAACAAAAAUGCACCUUGCCCAUUCCUGUAUCUAUUCUUGUAUAUAAACUAGUCUUCCUAUCUAGAAUGUUUGUUUGUUUGUUUGUUUUGGUACUAGGGAUUGAACUCCGGCACUCUCCUAGUGAGCUACAUUACCAGUGUUUUUUAUUUAUUUUUAAAUUUUGAGACAGUGUCUUGCUAAAUUACCUAAACUGGCCUCACACUUGCAAUCCUCCUUCUUGCCUCAGCCUCUUGAGUAGCUGGGACUACAAGUGUUCCCAGUUCAAGAAUGUCCUUAACAGCUUCCCCAGUUUUUCACAGAACUCUGCCCAGCCCAUUGCAUCUCACAGAGAUUUCUUACCUGAAAUUCUCAACUUCUUCCAGUUGGAUCCUCUUACCAAUAUUUAGACCUUGUAUAGUGACUGUUUUUCUGUUUUCAACUUUAUUUGUCUUCAAGAUGAAUAACCUUCUGGGUGGCAGGAACUAGCCUGAGAACUCUGGGUACCGAAGCACCCUUCUCUGCUCAGAGCAGGCCUUCAGCAAUUUAGUUAAACGACUAUGCAAGUACAGUAUGAAUCUUCUGUUGAGUCAAGUAGGGAGGCUUGGCCUCUGGAACCAGUGUAAAAAGCCAAUUGAACAACAUCUGAAUUCACAUUUGUAAGUGGUGGGAUAUGGAAUUUUUGCUGAGGCUGGCUUUGAACUCAUGAUCCUCCUGCCUCAGCCCCCAGAGCUGCUGGAAUUACAGGUGUGCACCACUGUGCCUAGAAUUAAAUUUGUUUUAAUUAGUUAUACAUGACAGUAGAAUGCACUAUGAUACAUCAUUACAUAAACGGAGUAUAAUUUCUCAUUUUCCUGUUUGUACAUGAUGAAGAAUCCCACCUAUUGUGUAGUUAUAGAUGUAUAUAGGGUAGUUUUUUUUAAUGUACCUGCUUAACCCAUAAAUAACUUUUUAGUGAUCAUUUCCCAAGCAGUGUGAAAUGGUUUGAUUUCCUACUGCAGAAUGGGAGUGGGUCAAGGUCCUGGGGGCUUUGCCUGUGAUGCUCAGCUCUAUAGCCCAGAGUGAGGGUGAACAGACAAGUCCCUGCACUAAGACUUCUGGGAGGAGCAGCUUAUAAACUGUAGCUCAUGUUGCUAUAAAGUUUUUGUAGUUAGGAAAGUGAUGGAAAUUAUCGCAGUUGUGUUUGGAGGAUAUGCAAGUGCAUUGUUUUUAUGUCCUUCAAGUUUUUCUGAGAUGUAAAAGCUCAGGGUCUUCAGCUGGUUCUAAAUUUCUUUCCUCAGCUAAUGCCCUCCUUUCCCCUAUCCCCUCCCUUUCAUCUCAAGUCUAGCCCCAGCUGGCAUUGAGGUCAAUUUGGAAUUUAGGAGGUCAUGAAUGUCUGAAAUAAAGGUGUAAAAAAGGGUAGGAGGAAUUGUUUUGGCUUUAAGACACCGGAACCUGCAAGCUUCCUGCUAAACCAUUUGCAGCUUUUACAAACAGCCUUAAUGUCAUCAGCGCCCCACUGUGGGAUUCAAAGCUAAGCUGGUCACAAUAGUUAACGCCUUCUUUGACCAACCUUUUUAUAUUUGAUAACUAUUCUCUUCCAUCAGGAAGGUUCCGCUGCUUUGAUUUUAACGAACAGCCCCUUGGCGUGUAGAAGUCCGGGGUAGGGGUGAUUCGUUCUGCUCCCCAGCUUUGAAGAGUGAGUAGGUUUUCAAGACCUAGAAAGAGGGGCUUGGAGGCGGGGACGGAGAGUAAGAAUUCUGGAGGAACCUAUGGGUUAUCUCGAAAGUUAGCGACGCUUCAGGUUCAAAAUUGGGCACAAUGACCUCCUCCCCUGGGCAUCUGGCCCCGAGGCAAUAGCGGAGCAGCUCUGCCUUCCGCCACAUUGAGGAAACCAGUUUCCAAGAGCGCGCUGAGGCUGUAUGUCCACGCUGGACCCCACAAGCCGCCAAACGCAGGCCUGUGGAUUCCAUUCGACCCAGCCGGGAACGGGGUGCCCUCGGGGAACCCUCCUACUCUUGUCAACUUUCGCGGCCCCAGGGCCGGAGGAGGGCGCCUCUCUCGGCGAGGACGAGCUCGGUACUUAAGGCGGCUUGGCAGGGCCGGCACUCGUCAGUCCGAGCGCGCGGCGGCGGCAGCGGCGCACCGUGGAGGGAGGCGCGGCGACGAUAGGAGCCGGAGGAGGGGCAUGGAGCCGCCGCGGGCCUGCUGAGCACCAGAGCGCGGGCAUCCGGCGGCACGAUGCCGGUGCAGCUGACGACAGCCCUACGCGUGGUGGGCACCAGCCUGUUUGCCCUGGCGGUGCUGGGUGGCAUCCUGGCAGCCUAUGUGACAGGCUACCAAUUCAUCCACACAGAAAAGCACUACCUGUCCUUUGGCCUGUACGGCGCCAUCCUGGGCCUGCACCUGCUCAUCCAGAGCCUGUUCGCCUUCCUGGAGCAUCGGCGCAUGCGCAGGGCAGGGCGGCCAAUAAAGUUGUCCUGCCAGCAGCGGCGUUCAGUGGCGCUCUGCAUUGCAGCCUACCAGGAGGACCCUGACUACUUGCGCAAGUGCCUGCGUUCAGCCCAGCGUAUUGCCUUUCCUGACCUCAAGGUAGUCAUGGUGGUGGAUGGCAAUCGCCAGGAGGAUGCUUACAUGCUGGAUAUCUUCCAUGAGGUGCUGGGUGGCACUGAACAAGCCGGCUUCUUUGUAUGGCGCAGCAACUUCCAUGAGGCGGGUGAGGGCGAGACUGAGGCCAGCCUGCAGGAGGGCAUGGAGCGAGUGCGGGCAGUGGUACGGGCCAGCACCUUCUCAUGCAUCAUGCAGAAGUGGGGAGGCAAGCGUGAGGUCAUGUACACAGCCUUUAAGGCCCUUGGUGACUCCGUGGACUAUAUCCAGGUGUGUGACUCUGACACUGUGCUAGACCCAGCCUGUACCAUUGAGAUGCUUCGAGUCCUGGAGGAAGAUCCCCAAGUAGGGGGAGUUGGUGGAGAUGUCCAGAUCCUCAACAAAUAUGACUCGUGGAUCUCCUUCCUAAGCAGUGUGCGGUACUGGAUGGCCUUCAAUGUGGAGCGGGCCUGCCAGUCCUACUUUGGAUGUGUGCAGUGUAUCAGUGGGCCAUUGGGCAUGUACCGCAAUAGCCUUCUCCAGCAAUUCCUGGAGGACUGGUACCAUCAGAAGUUCCUAGGCAGCAAAUGCAGCUUUGGGGAUGACCGGCACCUUACCAACCGAGUCCUGAGUCUUGGCUACCGGACUAAGUAUACAGCACGCUCCAAGUGCCUCACAGAGACCCCCACCAAGUACCUCCGGUGGCUCAACCAGCAGACCCGCUGGAGCAAGUCUUAUUUCCGGGAGUGGCUCUACAAUUCUCUGUGGUUCCAUAAGCACCACCUCUGGAUGACCUACGAAUCAGUGGUCACAGGUUUCUUUCCCUUCUUCCUCAUUGCUACAGUAAUACAGCUUUUCUACCGUGGCCGUAUCUGGAACAUUCUUCUCUUCCUGCUGACAGUCCAGCUGGUGGGAAUUAUCAAGGCUACUUAUGCCUGCUUCCUUCGGGGCAAUGCAGAGAUGAUCUUCAUGUCUCUUUACUCCCUUCUUUAUAUGUCCAGCCUCCUGCCAGCCAAAAUCUUUGCCAUUGCUACCAUCAACAAAUCUGGCUGGGGCACUUCUGGCAGAAAAACCAUUGUAGUGAACUUCAUUGGCCUCAUCCCUGUGUCCAUCUGGGUAGCAGUUCUUCUGGGUGGGCUGGCCUACACAGCUUAUUGCCAGGACUUGUUCAGUGAGACCGAGCUAGCCUUCCUUGUCUCUGGGGCCAUCCUGUAUGGCUGCUACUGGGUGGCCCUCCUAAUGCUUUAUCUGGCCAUCAUUGCCAGGCGAUGUGGGAAGAAGCCAGAGCAGUAUAGCUUGGCUUUUGCUGAGGUGUGACACAGUCCCCCAAGUAGAGUGGGAAAAGUGCAAUGGGUACGGGGAG